Molecule: messenger RNA, 2506 nt
Organism: Octopus sinensis (East Asian common octopus)
Lineage: Eukaryota; Metazoa; Mollusca; Cephalopoda; Octopoda; Octopodidae
Product: DNA-binding protein P3A2
Exons: 10
Coding region: 409-1923 (504 amino acids)
Biological process (GO): regulation of transcription by RNA polymerase II
Cellular component (GO): nucleus
Molecular function (GO): DNA-binding transcription factor activity, RNA polymerase II-specific; RNA polymerase II cis-regulatory region sequence-specific DNA binding
Source: RefSeq, a predicted model, not a curated record
AAAAAAAAAAAAAAAAAAAAUUUAUGAAAAAUAGUCGGACCUCCCCCCCCCCCCGUUCUCCUCAGAAACCAAUUACCGCGCGCUCGCCUUUCUACUCCCGGAAAAUUGUGAUGGACGCUUACUGCAGUCACCAGUGAAACAACAACUUCCAGCGUCAAAACCGUCAGGCAAGCGAUUUCUUUGUAUAAAUAUCUACCAACAGUGACGAUACAGCGUAUCGUUCGAGGUGUGAUCGUAGCAAGGAAUGAAAGAACUCGUCGAGUAAACGCAUAUUUUACCGAAACAUCCAAUUCACACACCAGAAAAACUGGUUUUUACUCUAUCAAAUGAUGCGACCUACCUGUAUCCUAGAGAAGGUGUGAAAAAUAGUGAAGCCAAAGAAGACCUGGAGGAAAUACAUAAAUUUUUAUGGUUAAAAUUGGUACAAGCAGAUGUGAAAACCCAAUCUUCAAUAAUGCAACAAGGGUUGUUACAAAUAGAAUGAACAGUUCGAACUCCUCUUCUGUAAGUGUUCGUGGAGUUGUUAAUGCAAUGACUAACAUGAGCACCUCCCCAAUGUGUGCAAACAUGCUUAGUGAUGAUAUGAGUGAAUCCAGCUCACCAGAUAGCCCUCAUUUUGAUGAAACAGAUCUACUUACAAAUACUAUGAAUGAUGAUGUAACCACUCAAUUGGCUGCUGCUGGACCUAUUGGUGUUGCUGCAGCUGCUGCAAUUGUUACUGGAAGGAAGCGUCGGCGAAUGCAUAGUUUUGAAACAAAUCCUUCUAUUCGACGUCGGCAACAAACAAGAUUACUCAGAAAACUACGGUAUAUUGUUGAAGAAUAUUCAACACGUGUAGGGCAACAAGCAGUUGUACUCUGUUGUACUCCUGGCAAACCUAACCAAAGUUACCAGUCUUUUAAAGUGUUCGGUUCUCAACCUUUAGAAACAGUGGUUCGCAAUUCUAAAGGAAUUAUUAUGCAAGACUUGGAAUCAGUGCUGGCACAACAAGCACCACCCUCACAGCAAGAAGAUCCAAAUUUACACAAAUUACCACCUCUUGUUAUAGAUGGUAUCCCAACCCCUGUAGAUAAAAUGACCCAGGCUCAAUUACGUGCUUUUAUACCUGAAAUGUUAAAGUACUCAACCGGUCGCAGUAAACCUGGAUGGGGUAAAAUAGAAUAUAGGCCUGUUUGGUGGCCUGAUGAUGUGCCAUGGGCAAAUGUACGCAGUGAUGCCCGAACUGAGGACGAAAAGCGUAAAGUAUCAUGGACACAUGCUUUAAGACAAAUUGUGAAGAACUGCUACAAAUAUCAUGGUCGGGAAGAUUUACUCCCUGAAUUUACUGAAGAGAAUCCUGCGUCUCCUCCUCAGCAAUAUACAGGGACUAUGGUGCAGACAAUCAACAACCCUGAUGGUAGUGUUUCCAUUAUUCAAAUUGACACUGGUACACCAGGAAGUGCUGUAGUUACAUUACCUGAUGGAACACAAGCUACUGUUGUUCAUGCUGUGCCUGACAAUCCUCAGCAGGAGGCUACGCAAGCUGUCCAAACACUGGCAGAUGUUGCUACCCACCAAGAAGCAAAUACAGGUAUUGGUCAUCCAACCCCAGUCCGGGUUGAAAUGAACAGUGAUAGUGACACACCUACUGUAGCAACCUUAGCUGAGGCCACAGUCAAUCAUGAUGGACAAAUUAUAUUAACUGGAGAUGCUACUUUAGGUGGUAUAGUAACAUUUCCCGUUUCUAUGUUUCACAACAUGACUGCAUUCAAGACUACAGAUCUACACGGACAGAACAACUAUCGUAUAGCAACAGUUACCCAAAGCCAGGACAAUGAGUUGUCACAUCAAAACAUUGAUGACAAUAAUCACCUUUCUAUCACCAAUUCAGAUGGAACUGUUGCUAAUGUCACAAUGGAAGUAAUGACCGUUGACCAAUCCUGACUGUCAGCGGAAUGGAAUGACCUUAUUCUAUCUGUGAUAUACUUCCAUCUAGUCUUUUUCUCUUUUUCCAUCUCCAUGCUACUUCAUGUAGCUAAUGGACAAUUGUACAAGCAAGCAAAUAAGCAGAUCAACUAUACAUUGAUUCAACAACUCACAUCUUCAUUAGUCCAUUUUCCCAUCCUUCCAUUCUUCUUUGUAUCGGUUCAUCGCUAGUAUUUUUAUAUUUGUGGAUAAGCAUUCCUAUUAACUUCCGAUCAACAUACUAUGUCUGGAUAUUUUGGGGUUGUUUUCUGUUAAAUAUUCUAGGCGUUCCAGUCUGAACUUCAGGCCUGUGAACAAAGAUAAUCUAUUAGAUUUCUCUGAUACUGACAGUCUAUUAGCCUGAUUUUUCAGUUUUGUUUUACAUUAUUGCUACUGGUUUCUCUCUUCUAGAAUACUGUAUUAUUUGAUUUGUUCUUACCAUAGUGUCUUAUUAUGUUGGUGUCUGUUGUAAACAUUUUUCUCUUUUUACAUACAUUACAAUAUUUAUAUUACAGUUACUUACACACACUUUUCUACACAUUUAUAUACAUAUAUUAUAUAU